Messenger RNA from Labeo rohita (rohu), 1808 nucleotides. It is a transcript of the gene her8a, whose product is annotated as hairy-related 8a. The transcript is spliced from 4 exons. Lineage: Eukaryota; Metazoa; Chordata; Actinopteri; Cypriniformes; Cyprinidae. Gene Ontology annotation, molecular function: protein dimerization activity; RNA polymerase II cis-regulatory region sequence-specific DNA binding; DNA-binding transcription factor activity, RNA polymerase II-specific. Gene Ontology annotation, cellular component: nucleus. Gene Ontology annotation, biological process: regulation of transcription by RNA polymerase II; regulation of neurogenesis; anterior/posterior pattern specification. Bases 496 to 1188 code for a protein of 230 amino acids. The record is from RefSeq and is a predicted model, not a curated record.
GCUCUAUAUACAAACAGGUUUACAAACAGAACUAAACUAGACAAUGAAAUCCACACGUGCUUUUUUUGUGGUGAAAUCACUUUUGACUUUAGUGUAAAUAGUCCCUACUUAAAAUGAGAGGCACUUUCGUUUUUCGACUGACUCAAAAUCCGUGUAACUAUUUCUGACAGUGAGUCACUUGUGAAGUCAAACUUUUGAACUCUCUGCUUCAACUCAGUGCACCAGCACUAUGCGUGGAACGUGGGAUCCUUGGUACUUAAUAGGCCAAACCCGAGACUGUGGGAAAUUGUGCAGCAAAAAGCACCCAUGUAUUAUCAUGGUAAUUUCGGUGGGUGGAGGUUUGCGGGGGAGAAAGAGUACAUGUUAAACGAGGUUAAGUGAGUCUGUUUAGUUUCUAGUUUUAUCAAGACUACGCUACCGCAAACUCAACUUUCAUAAAUAGUCGUGGGAAAGCGAAAAAGUUUCCCGACUAACGUUACCUGGAACUGCAGAAAAAUGACGGCCUCUAAUAUCGGCAACGGUCCGGAGAAGAAUUUCAACGCAAAAGAAGAGCGAAAGCUGCGGAAACCCUUGAUAGAAAAGAGACGCAGAGAGAGGAUAAACUCAAGCCUUGAGCAGCUAAAGGGCAUUAUGGUGGAUGCCUACAAUUUGGAUCAAUCUAAAUUGGAGAAGGCAGAUGUUCUUGAGAUAACAGUUCAGCACAUGGAGAACCUUCAAAGAGGUUCAGGUGGUAGCCUCAGUCCAGGCACUGGAUUUGAGUCUCGACAAAGAUACAGUAGCGGCUAUAUUCAGUGCAUGCAUGAGGUGCACAACCUCCUCCUGAGCUGCCCUGGGAUGGACAAGACUCUGGGUGCACGUCUGCUAAACCACUUGCUGAAAUCUCUUCCCCAUAUCAGUGGCGAAGCCAGCAGCACGAGUUCUGUUGGCACCCCCAGCCCUCUUCCUCUAUCCCCUACGCAGUCCCCUCUAAACCUGCCCUCUUUACAUCCCCACCCUCUCCACCUGCACACCCCUCCAACUCCUUCCCCACCCUCCAGCCCCACUCACUCUCCCAGAGUCCCACCGAUUAGAGAGAGAGCACGCGAACAGUCCUCUCCCCCCAGGUCUCCUUCUCCUCAGUCUCCAGCACAAUCGGCCCUUCCCCCUUUCUUUCCAGGAGCUGAUCCCUCUAUGUGGAGACCCUGGUGAAUGAAUCCAGCCCAGCCCCCCAUUUGCCCUCCCCUUGCCCUUCCUUGGCCUGCCCUCUUCUGCCUAAUAGUUUCCAUUACAUUUGAUCUCUUGGGAGGUUGGAGUGCUUUCCACUCAAAGGGGUGCAUCAUAUUGAGUUACAAAGUCCCAUGGGUUUUUGUGAUAUCAUUUAAAGCACUGUACUGCAUGUUCAUGUUUUGAGGGUAUGAUCACAAAUUACACCAAAGCUGCCCACGUUGAGUGUAUAUAGUAGUAUUACUGUCUUGACCACUUGUAGGGGAAGUUUAGAUUACUUCGCUUUUUCUUUUUUUUCUAGCUGGGUUUUAGAUGUAAUGUGCUGUGGGUUUUAGGGGAUUUGUUGAAAUUAUGCAUGUUUCUCUACCUUAAAUGCAAACACUAAUAGUGACCCAGAAAGGGUAGAACUGACAAGAUCAUUUGUGAAAAAUAUACUCCAUCCUUGUAUAUUACAAGAAGAGAGGAGUCUGACUAGUACCUCAUAUUGAAGCAGUUAAAACUGAUUUUCUUUGUGAAAAAUCAGAACUGUGUACUGACUUUGUACUCUCAAAACAUUUUAUAAUGUUGAUGAUUAUGAUAAAGGUGAUUUAAAAAAAAUAAAUGAA